AUGAUUCCUGAGGCUAUCAAUAAUCUUACCAAACUACAACAACUAUGGUUAACUGAUUUGGAACUGGCUCAGCUAGAUCUAAGCUUGUUCAACAAUCUGCCACUUCAACAGUUUUACAUAAAUAGAAUGCCUGUCAACUUGACAGCAUCGGAAAUGGUUUCCCUGGAAUCAUUGGAAGUUUUACACAUUGUGGAUUGCAAUUUGACGGAACUUGAUCUGUCUAGAUGGAACUCCCCCGUUCUUCGAUCUUUGGUACUCGAACGUAAUACGCUGACAUCGUUUCCCGUCGGACUUAAAAAGUUCAGGACUUUGACCUCUAUCAAUAUCGGAUACAACCGGCUAGAAUCCCUCGACUUUAGCCUAUUCAAAGGUCUAGAUCAUUUGGAACAUCUUUUCCUGAGCCACAAUCACAUUCUGAGGCUGAUAGUAGCGGAAUCAAUUCUUCUUUCAUCGCUGACAUCAAUCAGUUUAGCUCACAACCGCCUGAUGGAUGUGGAUCAAUUGAUGCAGCUGAACCUGCCAGCGCUGGAACGGUUGGAUUUGACCGGCAACAAUCUUGAACGGUUCGAAGGCUUGGAGCAACAUUCCAACAGUAGUCUUACGAAUGUUUGGUUCGAAGAAAAUCCCAUCAACUGUAGCUGGGCAAUGAAGUUUAAAAGUGGGCAAACUAAGCUGAACUGGUUGAAUCAAAUUCGCAAACUUUGCCCUUGGAUCCCCUUUUACAAGCGGUUUAAUCAGCUGGAUGGAGUAUUGAAUGUAAAAUAA
Messenger RNA from Uranotaenia lowii, 765 nucleotides. RefSeq names its product leucine-rich repeat transmembrane neuronal protein 3-like. NCBI's taxonomy places the organism in Eukaryota, Metazoa, Arthropoda, Insecta, Diptera, Culicidae. Gene Ontology annotation, molecular function: protein binding. Bases 1 to 765 code for a protein of 254 amino acids. The record is from RefSeq and is a predicted model, not a curated record. The transcript has a single exon.